GGUGAGGGGGAAGGGGAGGACGGAGAAAAACAAAGGCAAGUGAGCAAGCAAGCCAGCGCACUCUCCUGGAAGCUGGCAACACCUCCCUGUGCCUACCCACAAUGUGUCAGUCAGAGAAGCGGCAAGGACCAGAGCUCCAAGCAGCAGCGAAAUGUUUCCCUCAGACCCAGGCCACGUGUGGACAUGUGCCCUGCAGGUUGCACUUCCCCCAGCUGGCCCUACGGCGGAGGCUAGGCCAACUGAGCUGCAUGUCCAGACCCACUCUGAAACUGCGCUCCUGGCCCCUGAGCAUCCUCUACUACUUCCUGCCCUUCGGUGCCCUCAGGCCCCUCAGCCGGGUGGGAUGGAGGCCCAUGAGCAGGGUGGCCCUGUACAAGUCAGUGCCAACGCGUUUGCUCUCACGCGCCUGGGGUCGCCUCAACCAGGUUGAACUUCCUUACUGGCUCCGGAGGCCAGUCUACAGCCUGUACAUCUGGACCUUCGGGGUGAACAUGACAGAGGCUGCUGUGGAGGACCUGCACCACUACCGAAACCUCAGCGAGCUCUUCCGGCGUAAGCUGAAGCCUCAGGCGCGGCCUGUCUGUGGCCUGCACAGUGUGAUCAGCCCAUCAGAUGGCAAGAUCCUCACCUUUGGGCAGGUGAAGAACUGUGAGGUGGAGCAGGUAAAGGGCGUAACCUACUCCUUGGAGUCGUUCCUGGGCCCUCGAGCCUGGACAGAGGACCUGCCCUUCCCUCCAGCCUCCCGUGACUCCUUCAGGAACCAGCUGGUCACCCGGGAAGGGAACGAGCUCUACCACUGCGUCAUCUACCUGGCCCCGGGAGACUAUCACUGCUUCCACUCCCCCACUGACUGGACUGUCUCGCAUCGGCGACACUUCCCAGGUUCCUUGAUGUCCGUGAACCCUGGCAUGGCCCGCUGGAUCAAAGAGCUCUUCUGUCACAAUGAACGUGUGGUCCUAACUGGGGACUGGAAACAUGGGUUCUUCUCGUUGACAGCAGUGGGAGCCACCAACGUGGGCUCCAUCCGUAUAUACUUUGACGGAGACCUGCACACAAACAGCCCCAGGUACAGCAAGGGUUCCUACAAUGACUUGAGCUUUGUAACACAUGCCAACAAGGAGGGCGUUCCCAUGCGCAAGGGCGAGCACCUGGGCGAGUUCAACCUGGGUUCCACCAUUGUCCUCAUCUUUGAAGCACCCAAGGACUUCAACUUCAGGCUGAAGGCAGGGCAGAAGAUUCACUUUGGGGAAGCACUGGGCUCUCUCUAGUCCUUUAAGUUGUGGUUGCCAAGAAUCUUUCCACACAGGAACAUGAGGGUCUUCAGAGGAGCCCCCGCCUGUCCGGGUGAGGGGCGCUGUGGGGCUGACCUUAUAGGACCUGAAUGAUUUGUUCCUGCCUGUCCAGAGGUGCAAAGGAGCGGUUCUGGAUCUGUCAGGGCCCAGCCCCUUUACAGAGUGUGGGUGGGUGUGAUCUGACCUCAAAAUUACUUCCAAAAGGUUUUUUAAGAUUCUGUGUAAGCUGGAGACCUUCUAUCUCCUGGCUGUGUGUUGUGAGAACGGUUAUGUCCUCCACACCCCUAACUGUGCCUCCCGCCUGUCUCAGGGCCAUCUGUUCGCCUCUUCUGCUCACACUGGUCUCUCUGCCUGCUUUCACUAUACACAGGGUGAGGUGCCUCCUUGGCACAGAAUGGAUCCACUGUCGUCCUAGAGCAAGCCAUGGCCUUCAUAACUGCUUUUUGUUCCCAAAUUCACUUGUCUGCUUGCUGGAGAAGUAAAAUCACUUAUAUGUUGCUGAAUGUAUUGUCCUAGACUCUGCCUGUGUCUUCUG
Acomys russatus (golden spiny mouse) is the source of this 1827-nucleotide messenger RNA. It is a transcript of the gene Pisd, whose product is annotated as phosphatidylserine decarboxylase. The coding region runs from base 102 to 1268 and encodes 388 amino acids. Gene Ontology annotation, molecular function: phosphatidylserine decarboxylase activity. The transcript is spliced from 7 exons. Gene Ontology annotation, cellular component: mitochondrion. NCBI's taxonomy places the organism in Eukaryota, Metazoa, Chordata, Mammalia, Rodentia, Muridae. Gene Ontology annotation, biological process: phosphatidylethanolamine biosynthetic process. The record is from RefSeq and is a predicted model, not a curated record.